AUGUCAGGUCAACCUUUGCUAUUGAACUCAGAAUUCUUCUUUUUCUGUUUGUUCAGUGGCGUUGCUAAGGCAUGGACUCAGGCGUAUUUUGGGGAAGGAUCUGGCCCCAUAAUGUUGGAUGAAGUGCGCUGCACCGGGAAUGAGCUUUCCAUUGAGCAGUGUCCCAAGAGUUCCUGGGGAGAGCAUAACUGUGGCCAUAGAGAAGAUGCUGGAGUGUCCUGUGCACCUCUGAUAGACGGGGCCAUCAGACUUGCAGGUGGGCGGGGCAGCCAUGAGGGCCGCCUGGAGGUGCACUACCAGGGGCAGUGGGGCAGCAUCUGUGAUGACGGCUGGACCCAGCCCAACACCCGCGUGGCCUGCCGGCAGCUGGGAUUCGCGUAUGGCAGACCAGCCCCUGCCCACCAUUUUGAAGCCAGCACAGGGCCCAUCUGGCUGGACGACGUCCACUGCUCGGGAAGGGAAGCCAGCUUCCUCCAGUGUUCCAGGGGCCCGUGGGGCCGGCGAUGCAGUCACAGGGAGGACGUGGGCAUCACCUGCCACCUGGGCAGCAAGGGGCGUGGCCUGCACCUGGGUUUUCCUGUCAGACUGGUGGAUGGAGAAAAUGAGAAGGAAGGACGAGUGGAGGUCUACGUCCAUGGCCAGUGGGGGACAGUCUGUGACGAUGGCUGGACUGACGAGGAUGCGGCUGUGGUCUGCCGACAGUUGGGCCAUAAGGGUCCUGCCAGAGCAAGAACCCUGGCUUACUUUGGAGAAGGGAAGGGGCCCAUCCACAUGGACAACGUGAGGUGCACGGGCACAGAGAGGUCCUUGGCCGACUGUGUCAAGCGAGACUUCGGGAGACACAACUGUCGACAUGGCGAAGACGCAGGGGUCAUUUGUGAUUACUCUGGCACAAAGACCUCGGGCAGCAGUAGUACAGAGCCCCUCUCGGCUGUUUGUGGUCUGAGAUUGUUGCACCAUCGGCAGAAGCGCAUCAUUGGUGGAAAAAAUUCUUUAAGGGGUGGCUGGCCCUGGCAGGUUUCCCUCCGACUGAAGUCACCCCAUGGAGGUGGCAGGCUCCUGUGCGGGGCAACGCUUCUCAGCAGCUGCUGGGUCCUGACGGCCGCUCACUGCUUCAAGAGGUACGGCAACAGCUCCAGGAACUAUGCUGUUCGGGUUGGGGAUUAUCAUACUUUGGUGCUGGAGGAGUUUGAAGAAGAAAUUGGAGUGCAGCAAGUUGUGGUGCAUCAGCAGUACCGACCAGACAGCAGUGACCAUGACAUCGCCCUGGUCAGACUGCAAGGACCAGAGGAGCAGUGUGCCAGACUCAGCAGCCAUGUUCUGCCAGCCUGUUUGCCACUGCAGAGAGAGCGGCCACAGAAGACAGCCUCCAACUGCUACAUAACAGGCUGGGGAGACACAGGACGAGCCUAUUCAAGGACACUACAACAAGCAGCCAUCCCUGUACUUCCCAAGAGGUUUUGUGAAGAACGGUAUAAGGGCCGGUUUACAGGGAGAAUGCUCUGUGCUGGAAACCUCCAGGAACACAGACGUGUGGACAGCUGCCAGGGAGACAGCGGGGGACCACUCAUGUGCAAGAGGCCUGGAGAAAGCUGGGUUGUGUAUGGGGUGACUUCCUGGGGGUAUGGCUGUGGAAUCAAGGGCUCCCCUGGUGUUUACACCAAAGUCUCAGCCUUUGUACCUUGGAUAAAAAGCAUCACUAAACUGUGAUUCUGGAAACCUCAGAACAAAUAGUAUUAAAAGGAACUUAUGAAAAACUUUUAACCUCAACCUUUACCUGUAAACCAGAUGACAACUGUGAGGGUUUCAUGUUCCUUGAUAUUUGUUUGUAGAAACUGUGUACCUUUGCUGAUUUUGAGACUUUGUGAAGUUUUGAUUCAGAUACCUCAGUAUUAUCUUUAGCAUUGUUACCUACCCAAAUUUUACCAAAGUAAACUUUCUCUUAGCUUUUUUUUUUGGUAGCAGGUACUUAACUCAGGGAUGCUUAACCACUGAGCCACAUCCCUAGCCCUUUAUUUGAGACAAGUCUUGCUAAAUUGCUGAGGCUGGCCUUAAACUUGGCAUCCUCCUGCCUCAGCCUCUGGGAUUACAGACAUGUCUCACCACACCAGUGAGUAACUCUUAACAUUCUCUAGAUUAUUUUCAAUAAAGAUGUUUUACAUUUGCCUGGACUAAGUCCUUAUGAGUCAGCAUAAUGUAAGAAAUCAAAGUACCCACAUUUGAUCUUAAAGGUACCCUUUACUAGAAUGUCCAAUGAAGUGAUCUGCUACAAAGAUACUUUAUCUUUGUUAAGAACCAAGCAACAAACACAAGAGGAAAAAUGUUCUAUAUGUAAGCUACUAGCAAAUUAUGAAUUUUGGAUAACAUGAAAAAUGCUAGUUGAAUAUACAACUGAUUUACUGGAUAUGUUAACUCGCUCAAACAACCUUUAACAACCACAUCAGAUCUGUAAUUUAGUAAAUUGUUUCUCAGUAUUAGGCUCAAAGUUUUCUGGAUUGUGUUGGUAGAGUGCCACCUACUGGAACUUUCCCAAUAAUUGGCUUCACCUGUGGGUUUCAAAAUUCUGGUACAAUGCAACCUAUUAAAAUACACCAAUAAAAAUGCUUUUCCUACCUA
This is a messenger RNA of Ictidomys tridecemlineatus (thirteen-lined ground squirrel), 2616 nucleotides long. Lineage: Eukaryota; Metazoa; Chordata; Mammalia; Rodentia; Sciuridae. The record is from RefSeq and is a predicted model, not a curated record.